AUUGAACUUGAACGUCAUAGUGACAAUUUUGCAAUAAUUUUACAGUUUUUAAUAACUUUAUUUUGUACACAUUAAUCGUGAAAAAUUCUUAUUUAUUUCGACAAAACAUAGAUGGAACAAUUUUAUUAAAAUGGAGAAGUAUGAGCAAAUAUCAGUGGUCGGGGAGGGUUCCUACGGUGUGGUGUUGAAAUGCAGACACCGAGAAACGGAUCAAAUUGUCGCUGUAAAAAAGUUCCUUGAAACUGAAGAAGAUGCCACCAUAAGGAAAAUGGCUUUAAGGGAAAUUCGCAUGUUGAAAAGACUGAAACAUGAAAAUUUGGUAACAAUGAUAGAGGUAUUUAGGUACAAAAAACGCUUCUACUUGGUUUUCGAGUAUCUUGAAGGCACCGUUCUGGACGAAUUGGACAAAAUACAAGGAGGUCUGGGUGAUGAAAGAAGUCGUGAAAGGAUCUUUCAAGUCGCUAGGGCAAUAAGCUACUGUCAUAGCAACCACAUCAUACAUAGAGAUGUGAAACCUGAAAAUGUUCUAGUAUCAUCUUUAGGAGUGGUCAAACUGUGCGAUUUCGGUUUCGCCAGACACGUCAGCAAUUCGGAAGUCUGUACCGAAUACGUGGCGACCAGAUGGUACAGGGCUCCCGAAUUGUUGGUCGGAGACCCGAAUUAUGGGGCUCCUGUCGAUAUCUGGGCGAUUGGUUGUUUGUUCGCCGAAAUGGUGACGGGCGACCCAUUAUUUCCGGGCGAAAGUGACAUCGAUCAAUUGUUUCUGAUCGUGAAGAUGCUGGGUAAACCGUGUGUGCGCCACCAGCAGCUGAUGCUGAAAAACACGCAGCUGAAGCCAAUGAUCAAAGCGCCCACUAGUGACAACUGCUUGUACAAAGCAUUUCCGUUGUGGUCGUUGCAAGCAAUAGAUUUUUUAAGCGGUUGCGUGAAAAUGGACCCGAAUCAACGGUUGACAGCUGAGGAUAUACUUAAACAUUCUUAUUUCACGCACGAUCGUUUUCCUCAGCGCUUCUUGCCGGCAAUAAGGGAAAAAGUUAAUGCUGAGUUCAACUCUCCGUUGCUGAGGAAGUUCAAGACGGAAAUUUUGAUGUCGACAGACAAAAAAGACGAAAUCAAGCCUAGAAGGUUUUCCAACAAUGACCAAAGGUGGAGGUUUACUUUACAUGAAGGUAGUAUGAAGAGAAAAUUGUCCUGUGACACAUUAAGUAACGACAACGAAAAAAACUUGAUUAGUUUAUCUAAAAGUAGUCAACGGUUGAAUUUAACCCAAAAACCUCCACUGAUGAAACAGACUUCUAUUCCACCUCCGAAUAAAGAAAAAUCUGGAAAACAGCAACAGAACGGAAACAACACAGCCGAAAUGCAGAUGCUUGAAAAAUCGUUGGAAAGUUUGGCGAAGUUUUCACAAACCAAAGAAGAAACCAGAUCUCUGUCAGCACAAAAAGAACUAACACCAAGCCCUUUGUUAAGAAGUAGCCCUCCAGAGUUUCAAUCCCUGCAUUUUUCUGUGAACGAAUGCCACAAAUCACAAUCGACGCAUAGUAUCUUGCACCCGAGCAUCAGUAAUAUCAGCUUCAGUAAAGACCCCCCGAAAAAGUCGCCAAGUAUAUUACAAAACAGACUUACGACCCAGGUGCCGUUGUUAAGCAAGUCGCAGUUUUUGAAAAAGAUGGAACGACCCGCUGUCAUUGAGAACAUGUUCGACGACGCACCUCUGUGGCUUAACAGCUUCACCUUGAAGAAAAAAAAGGAGGUGAAGCCUAAAUCGGACGAUUUUGUAUUGCCCAAUUUGCCAGGAGCAUCCGGAAGUCCGGGCAAGCCCAGAAAAAAAAGUCUGCAGGGAGUCGAGGAUGGACAACCUACUGAGGUUACACCGAGAAUCAUCACACCAACUAUACAGAAAUCACCUUUAAAAACAUUCAACGGUUUAAUUUAAUUUUAAUUGUUUCUUUUGGAUUUUAGGAGUAUAGGUACAAAAGAGCUAAAAGGAAAAGGGUUGUUUUGGAUAUAUCUUUGCCUGUGAAAAUUAAAUUAUAGGUUUAUUACGUAAUAAUUGAUUUUACUGUGAACUCUUUUAUUGUUUAUUUAUAGUUAUUAUACUGUGUAUAUUUGUACAGAAAUUUUUGAAUAAAAUCAUUAUCUUUUGCCAGA
Aethina tumida (small hive beetle) is the source of this 2151-nucleotide messenger RNA. RefSeq names its product cyclin-dependent kinase-like 1. The transcript is spliced from 7 exons. The coding region runs from base 131 to 1936 and encodes 601 amino acids. Gene Ontology annotation, molecular function: cyclin-dependent protein serine/threonine kinase activity; ATP binding. Gene Ontology annotation, biological process: protein phosphorylation. NCBI's taxonomy places the organism in Eukaryota, Metazoa, Arthropoda, Insecta, Coleoptera, Nitidulidae. Gene Ontology annotation, cellular component: nucleus. The record is from RefSeq and is a predicted model, not a curated record.